GGCUUGACGUGCCGCUUGCCUGGUGCUGAUGGCGGCGGGGCUGGCGGAGGGUCUCACCGAGGAGGGAGAGCGAGGAGGCGGAGAGGGGAACCGGAGAGAAGACAGAGAGCGGAGGCCGCGGCGGAACCGAGCACCGACCCACAGGCGCUCAUUUACACCGGGAGGAGCGGCGCACAGGCCCGCGGAGUGACGGCGGAGGAGGAAGGAGGCGGUCGUCAUCGUGUCCCGCUCCACCAGCCACUCCGGCACUUCUCGCACACUCACACGCUCUCGUCGGCACUGAUGCCGUUUGUUUGCGAGUUCUGCCUCCAGUGAAACUGACGCAGUUCAUUUCAUCAUUUUGGUGCUAGCUAACUAACGCGAGUAAUGAGCUGGACAGUUUAAAUGCUAGGCUAACAGCUGCAUCAGCAGACUAAAGAUGUGGAUUAGCUUCACAAAGCUACUCUAAGGUUAGCAGCUAAACGCUAAUCCAACCCUCCCGAUCUCACCCAGAAGUGAAAUUCAGCAAUAAAACUAAUAACGUAAAAAUGUAGUUCGACUCUGACCGGGGAUCAAUUAACUUAGUCGCUAACAGCUAGUUAGCAGCUUGUGGUGGUAGCAGGUAGCGGUGGCGCAGGGCUAAGUCCGGGCAGAGCAGGGGCGCAAUGGAGUACCACUCCGGUGGCAGCCUGCCCCUGCUGGGGAGACCGCGGUACUGCCCUGGGGCCAAUACUAACGGAGGAUACCUGUGCGAGACGGGACACUGCUGUGGAGAGACUGGCUGCUGCACCUACUACUACGAACUCUGGUGGUUCUGGCUGCUUUGGACCGUCCUGAUCCUGUUCAGCUGCUGCUGUGCCUACAGACACCGUCGAGCAAAACUGAGAGACCAGCAGCAGCAGAGGCAGAGAGAGAUCAGCAUGCUGGCCUACAAUGGCGCAAGCUCCUACCCUUCCUCCAUGCUGGACCUCAGUUUCCUGGCAUCUCUGAAGCUGCCGUCCUAUGAGGAGGUUGCGGCUCAGCCGUCCACCCCCCCUCCCCCCUACAGCUCCGUUUUCACCGCCCCACGUUACCCACAGCCGCCUCGCACCGUGGACCCCCACCUGCUCACUCAGCACGGCCCUCUGCUGCACUGCCCGCACAGUGAUGGCCCCUCCUCCCUCAGCUCUGAUAACAGCUCCAGUUGUUCCUGUGACUCCUGCUGCCCCUCCUCUCCGUGUAGCUCCUCCCUAUCCGCACCCGUCACAUAUGAGACAGACACAAGCCACGCCUCCACUCCCAGUGAGGCUGCGCCCCUCACUCUUGAUGUCACCAUGGAAACUAUCACUGCUGCAGCCACACGCUUAGAAGUAAGUGAGGAGCGUUGUGCGUCUGAGAGGAUGGUUGCCUCAGUGGUCGUUGACAUAAAUGACGUCGAAGCUGCCAGAGCUCAGGAACCUCUUGCCACGGACCCAUCGGUUCCCAACCAGACUGUUACGGUGGCUGUUGUUACCAGGGCAGCCUCACCACAGCCUUCACCUUCUCCCGGUUCAGAGGUUGCCCUUCCACUUGGAACCACACCUUCUGUAAAGCGACACCUUGAUCUGACACCCUGUAUCACCACAACCAGCACCUGUAGCUCAAACACACUCCCUAGUCCAAGAGCUGUUGAAGCAGCACUCCCCUCUAUCCAAAUCAUAACCACUGAAGGUCCAGCUAAUGGCCUUGAAACUACAGCGUCCCUGAAAACCACUUCAACGUCAAGCCCUUCUACUCCAACAGAAAGCACCUCUGACAGACUGGGAAUCAACUUAACUCUGGAGACCCUUAAUCCAACAGGAUCUUUUAAUGCAGCCAAUGUUCCUUGUAGCCCAGCCUUAGUACCGUCCCCAGAUGUUGAAAGAACUUUGGCUCUGAUUACAGACUUUGCCGUUCCCCUUAUCCUGGAUCCAAAUCCUGCCCUUGUUCCAAUCCCAGCACCUUCAACCCCUCCCCAAGCCUUAACCCCUGUACCUUCCAACCUUUCCCAAGCUACAAUUGCGAUACCUUCAAACUCUCCUCAAGCUCUGACCCCUACAAACUUUUUCCAAACACCCUCAAACCUGACUGAAACUCCAGAACCAGUGCCUACAAAUCAAGCUGGAGAUGCAGUUCCUAUUAACCUUCCCCCGUCCCCAGCAGCAGUUUCCUUAAACCUUACACCCCUCCCAGGCGUGUUAAUGCCAAACCAUACCCAAUUUUCAGGACCUGUACUUUCAAAUAUUUCCCUUGAGUCAGACUCACAAAGUAAGACCACCCUUGUUCCAGAUUCUGCAUUUAAGCCUGUUCCAACUCAUGUACAUUCAAACCUCAGCCUAGCCACAGAUGCAGCAGCCAUGUCCUCCACAUUAGCUUUUUGUAAAAACCCAGAAUUGCCCCCUGGGUCUGGUCUCAUCUCGGUAUCUCUGCGCCUGCCCCAACAACCAGGGACUGUAGCUGUUCUUGCGUCAAGUCUAGAUCCAGAUGCAGUACCGGCUGAGUUAGUCCUGUCUCAGCUGCCAGCAUCUGGUAUUGUUGGUCCACUACCAUUAAAUACCCAAGGUGGGUUUAGCUCUGGUGCUGGUUCUAGAUCAGGUUCACCAACAGCUCCUACCCCAGUGCUCACCUUCCUAACAUCUGCAUCCCCCUCUUCCUGCCCAGCCAUAAAUAUAGAGCCUGAAUGUUUGUUUGGUCCUCCCCAGUCACCUCCCUCCUCACCCUCUUCCCUUCCCUCUCCUCCAUUUCCCACCUCCCCUCCUGCCCUCACCUCUACCUUACUCCUGGACCCCCUCACUGCUCUGCACCAAUCUGAAAAAGGUGGAUCCUCAUCUGGCCAUGCGUCCUCACUCUCCCCAUCACCUCGUGCCACUCAGUCCCCUCCAAAGCAGACUCUCUUCUCCCCAUGUGUGGACAUCUUUGAACCAGGUCCUCCUGAAUGGGAGGACGGGGAGGAGGAGCAGGAGGACAAUGACGAUGAUGAAGAAGACGACAUGGGAGCCGAUGAGAGCCAGUACAGACAUCGACGACUAACAGGUGACUCUGGAAUCGAAGUUUGCCGAUGUCGGGUAGAGAAGGAAGAUGAUGAUGAGGAGGAGGAGGAGGAGGAGGAGAAAAGGAAGGAGGAGGGCAGGAGAGGAGGAGGGGAGAAGGAUAAGAAAGGAGGUGUAAGCACUGAUCUUCAUGAUAGCGUGGACUGUCCCGCGAGAGGUCAAAGAACCGCAGGGGAAGAACUGACACUGUGUACCCCCACCUCCACCACCACUCCGACAUCGGAGGACUGUGGCGAAGUCGUCAUUGUCAUGGAGACGGUGUGAUUGACAGACAUGGGCGGAGCUAACCAGUUGGCACCCAAACAAGGGAUGAAGAGAAACUUGUUUUGUAACAGAGACUUUGAUGAGGUUUAGUCAAUGUUCGUCAGAACAGCACAGGUAUCGGAUCCGUCAUUGGAAGAAAUCUGAUCUGAACACUGAAAUUUUACUUGGCUGUGGUUCCAGGGUCCAGCACGGUGAGAUUUGAAGAGGGGGAGGGGUGUUUACUAACCCUCUGGGCUUUAUAAAGGUUUACGACCCACUGAGCUGUGGUCAUCAAUUUUUGAAAUGUCAAGAAAGGGAAAGGAACCCUGCUCUAAUGCAGAUCCCAACAGAGUAAAACUCUGGAGAGCCGAGUCUGCGAAGAGAGAGUGGGCUGAAACUGUUUGUCGUGAUGCAUCCGUGAAUCCAUUUAGUAACCGAUUGGGUUUAUAAUUCAAACUUUUCAAAGGUUCCCUGUGGAGUUUCUUUCAGUCUUUUUCUCGUAAGCACACAGAACAAUGAAAGAAGCCAUUUAAGUUGAGGAUCUAGAUUUAGAACUGGAAAAGUUCCUUCCAGUCGUUUCCCCAGUCUGGGCCCAGUAAUCCUCUGCAUGUUCCACUGACGUCAUAAACAUCGCAAUCAUACACAUCUCUGCCUUCUGCAGCGUAAACACGGCACGCCUCGUUUGCUCUAGCGUCUUCUGUUUUACGUCUGUCCGUCGCUAGCGAGAAAAGAGCAACUCAAAAUAGUUGCAGGUUUUGCAGAAGCGUCCUCGUUCGAUGACGGAGGUUUUGGAAACGUCUCGGGGACAAACUGGCCGUUUUGGACAUAAAGAGACAGAUGUAGGAGGAUGAAUCACCGAGACUGACGGAGGGAAGCGUGAUUCAUUCAGCUUUAGAGACGAGUUGACGAAGAUGUCUGUCAGGAAACUGGAGAGACAGCUUCUCAACUCGAUCCUGCAUGGAAGUUGUUCACAGUAGAGGGGGGUGGGUCGGUUUCCUGUGCGUUGGCACCGUCUUUUGUAUCAAUAGGGAGCAAACAAUGGUUGCUGUUAGUGAGAAACAAAGCACCAACAGAGACGUGUCAUCAUCGCUCCCGUCUUUGUCUCUUUCUCUGGUUAAGAUGUCACAUGCGAGAAAGACGUCAUCGCCGGAACACACAACGACACUUUCAGUCCUCGUCUCAACUCUCGAUUCACAGACGGCUCUCCAGAACCCUCCAUCUUCUAAAGUACAAAAAAAAAAAUCGACUCAAAAACCCAACCAGUGAAGCUCUGUCAGGGUCAAACGCCCGAUCCAGUUUAUUUUCCCGUCCAUUGUUGUAACAUAUUAAUGUUUGGUACACCGUCGGAUUGAUAGGCGUGUCAAUAAUGUUGAUAUUUUGUGCCAGAAAGACUUAAAGGUAGAGUAUAUUUUGUCAAUGACAGAGUGUUAGUUACAUUUGUAUUGUACAUGAUGGUGUAUUUAUAACCAACUGAGAGUGUGAAUUAGUGAUGAGCAAUAUUUUUCAUCAGCAAGAGUCUGUAGCCGUUUUCAGACACGGAUUCCGCAUUUAUUUUGUGCAUUGUCCGGAGUUUGUCGUUUACUCACAACAGGAGGAUGUCCGAAGCACGUGGGGGGAGGAGGGGAGGGGGGGGCAUUAUCUGGAGUACUGACCGGUGGAGUUUGCAGGAGAAUUCCCAGAGAAUGUCUGGAGCGACUUUUUCCCCGACAGUCUCCCGAGAAUCUCCGGACUUCACUGCAUGUCUGAGAGCAGCCUGUGUGUAAAUAAGCCGGUAAGACGGAUGCGUUAACGUUGUUGGGUGAAAACCUCGCUACUCCAAAUAAGUUUUGAUUUGGCAAAAAUAUUGGUCAACUGAUUCACCGAUGAGGAACUUCUCUUCAACCUUUUGGAUCACAAAGAAAACAGCUCUAAGGACCUGCACGCUGGAGAACCAGUUUUAUCCACAUGGAAGCGCCUCUUUGGGAGACCUUAACCACUUUUUGUGUAGUGUUGUGGUAGUGUUACAGCGCCACAUACAGGCCUGGCAUAUAUACUCCAGCAUUUCUGGGUUUUUGUUGUUGCUGUAUCGCGGAGAUUUCUGUGUUUACGCGUCGAUGAGGCCAAAGAGAUCCGCGAGGUUUUUAACCCAACAACCGCGCACACGUCUGGUUUUUAGAUACGAGUCAUUUCCAACAUGAAGGCACGACGUUACACGUUUGUAAUAGUUUUUGAUUGUCAUGUGUAAUAAUCUUCGUAUAGGACAUAACAUACUGUUGUCCCGGUUGUCACUCUCAACAAAAGGGCGAGCGGUGACUCUGCUUUUUUUUUUUUUUUUUUGUAACCCGCUCCCACAAAGUGCACUUGUUUUUGCAGAUUUUUGUGUAAAUGUGUUAGAGCGUUUGGCAAACGUGUGCUGAUCCAGACCAGAUGUUGGAGGAGACAUGAGAAGAACGUGCAGCGAUGUUCUUAGAUUGUACCGACAAAUAUCUCAUGCAGACUGGAUUUUUGCCAGUAGGGGGAGGACAGCAAGGGGUACACAACUGCGGAAAUAAUAACGUUAAAAAUAACUCAAUCUUUUCAGUGUGAAAUUUGAAGGAAGUAAAAAAACAAUAUCUUAAAUUAGCAAAGAGCGCCUCCCCUCACAGGUCAAUCCAGUCCGAAUGGGUCUUCAGAAAGUUCAGACACGGCAUCUUGAGGCAAUAUCAUUUAGGAGAAACGUGAUGUUCUCAGGUCCCCGUGUAACCAUGGCAACUGCGCAGCGGUCACCUGACCUGGCGGUUGUUUUGGGUCACCUGAGUCAUCACUUCUCCAUUGAAAUGACGUCGAAUGAUUCUUAAACCCUGUGUCCAUGCUGCAUCACAACACUGACUUGUCAAGAAAAAGACAAUUGGUACGACUUAGUGGAACGACGAUGGACGGAGCUGUGUUUGGACAAAGGGCGAUAAUCUCUGACCGAUUCACAGCUGGAUGUUUUGUUGCAAGAUUGGAUUCGUACUUAAAAAAAUAAAUAGUGGGUAGAUUCACAAACACGGGGAUCUGGUCUUGAGCUCAAAGAAAUGAUGGGACGCUGAUUUGUCUGCGACUGAGGUCAAAAAUUCAAAUGAAGGGAGGCGAAGUUUACGCCUGUGGACUGAGACGUUUGUAGAGGCUUAGGAACCUCCUGGAGAACCUCCUGGAGAACCUCCUGGAGAACGCUCAAGGGUGACACCGAGCCGUCGAUAUUGUGGUUGAUGUUGUGGUUAAUGGUGUUUUCCUUUGUUGACCUGAACUAAUAAGGUUAUACUGUAUAUCUCCAUGGUUACAGAGUGCCAUUUCUACUUGACAACUGUUAUUACUUAGCGCUAGAUAGAGCUGUUCUCGCUCUGCGUGGGUGUGAGCUUUCGACCGGAAUGACUGGAGAAAUGUCUGGGAUGUGUUUCGUAGCUCAGGUUCCCAAAGGCUUCUGCAACCGUCCGAUCAGCCUCCCGAAGGAAACACGGUUUGUUUACAAGGAUUUUAUCCAGAAUAUCUCGCAAUUCCUGGAGUGUUGACGUCUGCGAGUGCUAACAACCAUAGAUUUAAGUAAUUAGUAGGAAUUAUCUUCAGAUUUUGGCUAAUGGCAGGAGGUAACUCUCUGUUCUAAAGAGGCAUCAUGGGAAAUGUAGUCAACCACUGACAUGAGUGGGGAUAAAAAGGUUGGUUAUUUCACCAGAACCUCCUGCGAUCUCAAAUUUGAAGCUACAAAGCUUAAGCUAGAGGAAAGUUCUGGCAUUUGUUUACCUCCAUGUAGUGUAAUGGACGACGUUCCCAGGGUUGAGGGUUUGAUUCCCACUGAAGAUCCAGACACACGGGACGUCAACACUCACCUGGCACUGUGACACAUUCAGGGACAGAAAUCUUUAAACGGUUUGGCGUGUGUGAGGCUGGUGUUAGGGCCGAGCGAAGUUUUUGAAAACCUGGUUUGUCUUUUUUAUUUUUUUUGUUGAGUUUUUCCUCGUCUAAUUUGGGUGAACAAAAAUAGUCCUCUCAGAGGUUCACGCUGACUGGAUUCAAGUACAGGGGCCGGAUUUGUCUUUAAGUUACUACUUUUAGUUUGAAAAGCUUGGAUGUGUCCUCAGGUCACUUUCAAAGUAAAAGUUCAAGACUUGUUUGGAAGUUUUUUAGCUUCUGUAAAAGCAUAAAAACUGCAAAAUUUCCAAUUAGCGUAAAACUUAGCCAAACCUGAAACUUGAAACCAGUAAAGGUUUUAGACUCCAAAAAUGUGUUUUUAUGGCCGAAUUUUUUCUCUUUCAUUGACAUUUAUAUCGGAAACAGCUCCCCCUGUGGUGAUUGAUGAAACUACUUUAGCCCCGCCCCCUGUCCCUCAUCUCUUCUCUUCUGUCCUUUUCUGCAUGAGGUUUCUGUCCGAGUUGUCGAAGGCAGCAGAGAAGAGAUCGGCGUUUAAAAACCCUGUCGUCAUAUAUUGAUGAUAAUAAUGCGAAUUAUUAGUAUUGUCUAAUUACUAGUAAGUGUGUGUGUGUGUGUGUUUGACCUAACUAAACCAGCCUGUUCUAACAGUGUGUGAAGAUAAACUGAAUAAAACUGUCAAAUCCA
Solea solea (common sole) is the source of this 7820-nucleotide messenger RNA. RefSeq names its product mucin-2-like. The coding region runs from base 645 to 3290 and encodes 881 amino acids. The transcript has 5 exons. The record is from RefSeq and is a predicted model, not a curated record. NCBI's taxonomy places the organism in Eukaryota, Metazoa, Chordata, Actinopteri, Pleuronectiformes, Soleidae.